Messenger RNA from Amphimedon queenslandica, 2173 nucleotides. Its product is annotated as sodium/hydrogen exchanger 6-like. Gene Ontology annotation, molecular function: sodium:proton antiporter activity; potassium:proton antiporter activity. The record is from RefSeq and is a predicted model, not a curated record. NCBI's taxonomy places the organism in Eukaryota, Metazoa, Porifera, Demospongiae, Haplosclerida, Niphatidae. Gene Ontology annotation, cellular component: recycling endosome; plasma membrane. Gene Ontology annotation, biological process: regulation of intracellular pH; sodium ion import across plasma membrane; proton transmembrane transport.
UUAAUCACGUGAUCAAGAAGAUUAAAAAUGUCUUCUCAUUCAGAGGCCCAGUGCUACCCUCUCCUGCACAGUAACGGCUCCUGGGAGGGAGUCUGUAACAACGCACGAGCUACCAACUACCUCGUCGCAGACUAUCAGGACCUCCUAAAUAACACUGGGGAUGGCGGGGCCGUCUUUUACCUUCCUAACAUUGAGCUUGAUGCUUCUGAUCAACGGACCGAACACGUUCAUUUUCAGAACAGCGCCGGGCUGCUCCUGGUCCUUAUCCUUCUCUCCCUCACUAUCCUUACUAUAUGGGUCUUUAAAGUCAAGAGGUUUCGGGUUAUGCAUGAAACUGGACUAUCUAUUUUGUACGGUAUUAUAAUUGGUGUCGUUAUUCAUUACGGGUUCCCUUCAACGCCUCAGGAUGAGUUCUAUCUGGCAGAGAAAGAGUGUGAGAGUUCAGGGACAGUGAGGACCUUUGAAAUAGGAGAUUCAGUGAUACUACAGACCCAAGGAGGGGACGGGUUCAGGUGCUCUAUUAAUAGUAAAGUGUUCAGGACUAGAGAAGGAGACAGGAUUGAAGAAGCAUUAUUAUUUGAUCCAGAGUUAUUCUUUUUUCUUUUACUUCCUCCAAUUAUAUUUUAUGCUGGAUACAGUCUUAAAAAGAGACAUUUCUUCAGGAACAUUGGUUCAUUGUUGAUGUAUGCUUUUGCUGGAACUGCAAUAUCAUGCUUUGUAGUCGGUGCUAUGAUGUAUGGUUGGGUCCUCAGUACAAUAGACAACAGAUUAUCUGAAGCUUUUGCUACUCGUAACAUUUCAGUCCCAGGGGCUCCUGAAGCUUUUGGAGACAACAUCAUUCCUUCAUUGCUGUUUGGGUCACUGAUAUCGGCUACUGAUCCAGUGACUGUACUUGCUAUAUUUCAUGAUCUUCAUGUUGAUGUUGAUUUGUACUCAUUAGUCUUUGGGGAGAGUGUCAUGAAUGAUGCUGUGGCCAUUGUACUCUACAGGUCAGUUGAUGAGUAUGAUGGUGAUGAGACUGGGUUCAGUAUAGCUGGUCUAUUCAAGUCCUUUGGUUCAUUCAUUGGAGUAUUCUUAGGAUCAUUUCUAUUAGGAACUGCCAUUGGACUAAUAACAGCACUGAUGAUGAAGUUCUCCAGGUUGCGUAACUACCCACUGCUAGAGACCUCAAUGUUCAUUCUAAUGUCCUACUCUUCCUUUGUCAUUGCUGAACUAGCUAGUCUCACUGGUAUUGUUGCUAUAUUGUUCUGUGGUAUCACCCAGUCCUACUACAGCCUGUACAUCAACAUGAGUCAGGAGUCGCGACGAAGGACCAAAGAAGUCUUUGAACUAAUCAACUUUCUAUCGGAAAACUUUGUCUUUUCCUACAUGGGCCUCUCUUUAUUUACCUUUGCUAAUCAUCAGUGGGUACCUGGGUUUAUCAUCUUUUCCUUUGUGGCUAUUUUCACUGGACGCGUCAUCAAUAUUUAUGUUCUCUCAUUUCUCCUUAAUCUCGGACGAUCAAAGAAGAUCAGUUUUAGGUUUCAACACAUGUUAGUAUUUGCAGGUCUAAGAGGUGCUAUUGCGUUUGCUCUUGCAAUACGUAACACAGAGACUGAGGAGAGACAGCUAAUGUUCACCACUACACUAGUCAUUGUACUAAUCACAGUACUGAUCUGUGGAGGGUUCACCACACUAGCACUACAGUGCCUUAGAAUUAGGGUCAGGAGAUACCCUAUGACUCCACUCAAGGGAACCUGUUAAUAUCAAAGUUUUCAGUUCUUGACAAAAAGUUUUUGAUUCCUUUCCUAACCCAUCAUGGUCGCCCGUUAACUGAUGCCUGUCCUCGCCGGUGCCCCACCAUAUGUAUCAGCUGCUGUACCCAGUGUAAACCAAAGGAUGAGGAGUUACUGGAAUCCAGUGAUGACGAAUCCUCUAAAGACAGUUCCAGUGUCUCAGACAAAAUUGAAGACCACGUCCUCUCGUUCCGUGAUUCUGAAUAUACCCAGUCCCAUUCGGCUGCAGGGGUGCUACCAGGGGACCGGAGGAGAAGGGGGCGGAGUCUCGAAGGGGAGGAGGAAGGUGAUAUUGGUCUGGGUACUCAAGGAGGGAGCUAUCACAUGCUGUCUGAAUCUAACCUUUGAGAUAUACUGGAUUAGUAUACUAUAUUAGUAUACUAUUAGGAUACUCUGAU